GUGGCCGUCCGGAAGGCGAAGGCAGCGAGCGUCGGGUUCCGUGGCGCGGGGAGAGCCAUGGUCUUCCGGCGGCUGCUGGCGGCCCUGCUGCACAACCCGCAGCUGGUGGAGCGGCUGUCCGAGUCGCGGCCCAUCCGGCGGGCGGCGCAGCUCACAGCCUUCGCGCUGCUACAGCUACAGCUGCGCGGCCACGAUGCAGCCCGCCGCCUGCGCGCCCUCGCGGAUCAGCCGCCCGGUGCCCUGCGUCGCCGCGUCGUGAGGUUCAAGGACACUUUCACCGAGGAACUCCGCCGUGGCGUCCGGGACCGUCCAGGGCAGCAGAAGGGUCCGGGCGCCAAAGCGUAAGCACGGACUGGACCCUCCCGGGCCGAGGUCACGUACCCGUCCCUUCAGUGAUCUACACCGACCUCAGCAGUCACGAGUCAUCUCCAGGACGCUACGCUGCUUCGAAUCCUAACUCGGAUUGUCCUACAGAUGCCUAAAGUCAAAUGGACAUGUGCCCGGUAGUCCUGCAGACGUAAAGACCUCGAGGCCCACCAGUGAUAGAGAAUCUAGACCAUAACAGCACGACUGAGAGUCAUGGACAAUCAGAAAGCAAGCCUGCCGUCUGCAAGCAGGACUGAAGCUGAAUUCCUGCUGCUGCAUCUGCACUGGUGCAGGAGAAUACCAGGGGAGCUUGUAAAUGGAACGACAACCCCGAGGUUGCCAAAAUCCUUCAUUAAAUGUGUAAGCUGAUUAAUAGUCUGAAUGUGGUAUUUCUCAGACAAGGAGGAAUGCGGGGGACUCUAAGAUCUUGUUAAUGAUAGUUAACGCGUUAAGCGUCUGUGUUGGUAUUUGCUUUCGAGAUCUGUGUGGCUUGUGACUUAAAAUCCCAUUCUGUGAAGAAAUGGAGGCCACUUUCCAAGUAGCCCAAAGCCUUGCAGAGUGUAGAGAGCCCAGGGACUAUUGGUCACUCCCUCCACUUUACAGCUCAGGAACUGCCCUAUCUCUCACCACUAAGCAUUAAGGCCGCUGAUCCCAUAGCACAUGACGUUUCUCUUCUUCCCCAUUUUGAAGUUCGGUUUGGGGUAUUCACUAUGGUCAGCUAACUGAACUGUGAUUAGUAAUUGUACUGGCUUGUUGUGUGUGUCAACUUGACACAGCUGGAGUUAUCACACAGAAAUGAGCCUCCCUUGAGGAAAUGCCUCCAUGAGAUCCAGCUGUAAGACAUUUUCUCAAUAGGUGGUGAUCAAAGGGGGAAGGGCCCAUUGUGGGUGGUGCCAUCCCGGGGCUCAUAGUCUUGAGUUCUAUAAGAAAGCAAGCUGAACAAGGCAGGGCAAGCAAGCCAGUAAGUAACACCCCUCCAUGGACUCUGCAUCAGCUCCUGCUUCCUGUCCUACUUGAGUCCCAGUCCUGACUUCCUUUGGUGAUGAACAGCAGUGUGGAAGUGUAAGCUGAAUAAACCCUUUCCUCUCCA
Mus musculus (house mouse) is the source of this 1456-nucleotide messenger RNA. It is a transcript of the gene Ncbp2as2, whose product is annotated as Ncbp2 antisense 2 (head to head). The record is from RefSeq and is marked validated. Bases 58 to 345 code for a protein of 95 amino acids. The transcript has a single exon. Lineage: Eukaryota; Metazoa; Chordata; Mammalia; Rodentia; Muridae.